UUUGACAGUUUAUUUUUCUCAAAUAAACUCAAAAUAUAAAAUAUGACAACUACGUGUACUGGUUGUAUUGUAACUGUUUUUGAUCCAGUGGGUUACGGGCGGAAGAAAUGGAACCAAAGUGUUGGGUGCUACACGGAAGGAUUUACACAACGGACAAGAUGGACCACAAAAUGUGGAAAAAUGCAGGUUUUAUUUUUAUUUUUAAUUAAGUUAAUUUCAGCGUUAUUCUUCAUACAAACAACUGGAUUUAUAACCUUGUGAAGAAUAUUAUUUUCUCAUUAGUUAACAAAAGGCAACUUUACUGACAGAAACCGAGCAGGAAGGCAUUAUUUCUUUCUAGAAAGCAUCAUGUCGAAAAGUGAAAGUUUCCCAGUGGAUAUUAAAACAUCACCUCCUGAAGAAGAAGUGGGAUUAAAAGAUGAUAUUCCCCCGUGUGUUUUGGGGCAGAACAAAGCCUCCUCCUCCAGGGUUUUGACUCAGGAGCAGCUGGACACACUGAGCCAAGAAAAAGCUCUGGUGUCCGACUUCAAACUCAUGAAGUUGGAGAAAGAAGCUCAGAAAAACUGGGACUUGUUUUACAAAAGAAACACCACCAAUUUCUUCAAGGACAGACACUGGACCACCAGAGAGUUUGAGGAGCUCAAAGCAUGCAGAGAGUUUGAGUCUCAGAGGCUGGUGCUGCUGGAGGCCGGCUGCGGGGUCGGAAACUGCCUCUUCCCUCUGCUGGCGGACGACCUCAACAUCUUCGUGUAUGCCUGUGACUUCUCCCCACGAGCGGUGGAGUUUGUCAAACUAAACCCUCUGUACUGCCCCGAGCGCUGCUGUGCCUUCCAGUGCGACCUGACCAAAGACGACCUGAGGGGAGAUGUCCCCGAGGGCAGCGUGGACGUCGUCACUCUCAUCUUCGUCCUGUCAGCCGUCCACCCCGACAAGAUAAAGCUGGCUCUGCAGAACAUCAACAGGGUGCUGAAGCCCGGAGGCAUCGUGCUGUUCAGAGACUACGGUCUGAACGACCACGCCAUGCUCCGAUUCAAAGCCGGCAGCAAGCUGGGGGAGAACUUCUACGUCCGGCAAGACGGAACCAGGUCCUACUUCUUCUCUAAAGAGUUCCUGGCCGAGCUGUUUGCGGACGCCGGCCUCCUGUCCGUCUCCAACGACUACGUCCUGAGAGAGACUGUCAACAAGAAGGAGGGGCUGUGUGUCCCCAGAGUGUUCCUGCAGAGCAAAUUCACCAAGCCCGGCCAAUCACAGAUCUCCUGAUGCCCUGUGUGUGCGGCACCUCAGGAAUAAGACUGGUUGACUGGACUGUGUCGUUGACAUCGGCUGGUUUGAUCCUGGCUGGUUUGUGGCCUACAUGCUGCUGCUUUUGAAUCCUUCAGAUCAGGAGGGAGAUGCACCAGGUUAAGAAGAGUUAAUAAUGCCUUCUCCUGCUGCUACUCAACCUCUGUCUUUUGUUCCUUUGCCAAAAGUUCAGGACUCUUACAGGUGGAAAUAUGUGGAACUAAAGGGCACAAAGGAGCAUGAACGUUCAGCAAAGCCGUCAGCUGGAUGAAAAGUGAACGACAUGUAGAGAUUCAAAUCCAUUUCUACGCCUUUUAUCCAACUUGGAUUAGCCUUUAGGGGAAAUUACUCCUCCAAACUCAUGAGCAAAAAGCUGGUAUUCAUAUUGCUUUUUUCCCCCUUUUAUAUAUAAAGCUAUUGGAUCAUUUUGUAUGAGGUGAGUGCUUUUAAUUUUGUGUGAAUGAACUGAAAUGUUUUCGGGAUCUCCUCACACACGUCUUGAAUAUGCCCACAGUGUCACAUCCUGUUCACUGAUCCUGAACACGUUGUUUUGCAGACACACGUCAACAUCAUGACUGUUUCAUAAUGAACUUAUUUACAUCUUAUUUGGUUUCCAAGUGUCGAAAUCACGAGAUGAUUCUUACUUAAAAAUCCUUGAAAUAUAAAAGGAAAUAAAUGAUGUGGACUUU
This is a messenger RNA of Eleginops maclovinus (Patagonian blennie), 1970 nucleotides long. It is a transcript of the gene mettl6, whose product is annotated as methyltransferase 6, methylcytidine. NCBI's taxonomy places the organism in Eukaryota, Metazoa, Chordata, Actinopteri, Perciformes, Eleginopidae. The transcript is spliced from 5 exons. The coding region runs from base 349 to 1260 and encodes 303 amino acids. The record is from RefSeq and is a predicted model, not a curated record.